UAUUUGGCAGCCCCCACCCCGUUGCUUCCCAGGCUCUCAGUCAACGCAUUACACUGAUCCGGGAACAGCAGCAGCAGCAGCAGCAGCUCCUCUCUCACACCCGCUCAGCAGCGCUUCAACGUGGUGCGCCCCUGACGCGCUCUCUCUCUCUCUCCAGUUCAGGAUGGACUCGUCUCCUUCUCUUCACCUUUACCACUGACUGUCACGCCGCUGUAGUUAGGUUUGGAGUUCCUGUGGAAGGGGGCUGGAGCUGAUCCUCUGCCCGCUGUUUCGCCUUUCCACUGUUUUUUUUUUUUAGUAAUUUUUUGUUUGGUUGAACACACUCAUCUCCGGACUCCGAGAUGGGAAUGUAUCUCCAUGUGCUGUUUUUGCACUGCUAUUUAGUCUCGAGUUUCCUGUGCAACGCCGUCGCCUUCGUGGAGGAGCCCGCAGGCGGCAGGUUGGACGGUUACUGCGGACGGAUUCUCCGGGCGCAGACCCAGGGGACCCGGCGGGACGGGCACCACGAGUUCAGGCUCAGAGUGGAGGGGGACCCGGAAAGCUAUCAGCCGGGCAGCACCUACAGAGUGAUCCUCCUGGCAACCAGCCCCUCAUAUUUCCGGGGUUUCACCCUCAUCGCGCUGAAGGAGGGCAGAGAGGGCACCGCGGACGACGACUACACCGGCCAGUUCCAGAACAUUGAUGAAGAGGACACACAGUUUAUGACCAACUGUGCCCCUGCAGUGACGGAGAGCACACCUCGCAGACGCACCAGGAUACAGGUCUUCUGGACGGCGCCGCCCUCUGGGUCUGGCUGUGUUAUACUGAAGGCCAGUAUUGUCCAGAAGAGAGUCAUUUAUUUCCAGGAUGAAGGCUCUCUCACAAUUCGACUGUGUGAGAAAGAGCGUGUGUUCGGCGAGGCCACAGAAGCUCCCGCUAUGGAGUGCUGCGCCUGCGGAACAGCCAAGUACAGACUCACCUUCCUCGGCAACUGGUCAGAGAAAGUACAUCCCAAAGACUACCCAAGACGAGCCAACCACUGGUCUGCUCUGAUUGGUGCGUCUCACUCCAGAGGCUACGUGCUAUGGGAGUAUGGGGGCUACGCCAGCGAGGGCGUCCGUCAGGUCGCUGAGUUCGGCUCCCCCAUCAAGAUGGAGGAAGAGAUUCGACAGAAGGGAGAUGAAGUACUUACUGUCAUUAAGACUAAGGCUCAGUGGCCGGCAUGGCAGCCGCUCAACCUGCGUGCAGCUCCAUCGGCUGAGUUUUCUGUGGACCAAACCCGUCACCUGAUGUCCUUCCUCACCAUGCUGGGGCCUAGCCCAGACUGGAAUGUGGGGCUGUCGGGAGAGGACCUCUGCACCAAGGAGUGUGGCUGGGUCCAGAGGCUGGAGACAGACCUCAUUCCCUGGGAUGCAGGCACUGACAAUGGUGUCACAUAUGAGUCACCAAACAAGCCCACUAUUCCUCAGGAGAAGAUCCGACCCUUGACCAGUUUAGACCACCCCCAGAGCCCCUUCUACGACCCAGAGGGAGGGGCAAUUACCUCUGUAGCCAAGCUGGUGGUGGAACGCAUCGCUAGAAAGGGAGAGCAGUGCAACGUGGUCCCGGACACCAUAGACGACAUCGUUGCUGAUAUUGGACAGGAGAAGGAGGAAGAUGACACACCAGAGACAUGCAUCUACUCGGGCUGGUCUCCCUGGUCGGCCUGUAGCAGCGCGACGUGCGAAAAGGGACGCAGGAUGAGGCAGAGGAUGCUGAAGGCCCAGCUGGACCUCAGCGUGCCGUGUCCCCACACCCAAGAUUUCCAGCCCUGCAUGGGGCCGGGAUGCAGCAUUGAUGAGCCCUCGACGUGUAUGAUGUCGGAGUGGAUCAGCUGGUCGGCCUGCAGCGUGUCCUGCGGGAUGGGGAUGAGGUCUAGAGAGCGGUAUGUCAAACAGUAUCCUGAGGACGGCUCGCUCUGCCAGCUCGAGACUGAGGAGACGGAGAAGUGUGUCGUCAACGAUGAAUGCUCACCCAGCAGCUGUGUGGUGACCGAGUGGGCUGAGUGGGACCCCUGCAGCGUAACCUGCGGCUUGGGCAUGAGAAGACGCGAGCGCAUGGUGAAGAUGCCCCCUAUAGACGGAUCAAUGUGCAAGACCGAGGUGGCAGAAGUGGAGAAAUGCAUGAUGCCAGAAUGCCAUAGCAUCCCCUGCAUGCUGUCACCCUGGUCCGAUUGGAGCGAUUGCAGCGUGACGUGCGGGCUGGGCUUGCGAACGCGUCAGAGGAUGCUGAAGUCGGAUCCUGCGGGGUGCUCCGAGGAGCUGGAGCAGACGGAGAAGUGCAUGCUUCCCGAGUGCCCCGUCGACUGCAUGGUCUCAGAGUGGUCCGAAUGGUCCGAGUGCAACAAGUCCUGCGGCAGAGGACACACCAUUCGGACCCGUAUGGUCAAACUGGAGCCGCAGUUCGGAGGCAGCGCUUGUCCCGAGACCAUCCAGAGGAAGAAGUGCAAGAUCAGGAAGUGCCGGACGAAAGCAAAGGAGGAGAGAGGAGGUGGGGGUGGAGGCGGAGGUGCAGGAGGAGGAAAGAGAAGGAGACGGGGCAAACAGGGAAGAGACGCGGCAGCCGAGGAGCAGCCAGGUUGCAGGAUGCAGCCGUGGACCACCUGGAGGGACUGCACCAAACCGUGUGAGGGGGGGAUCCAGGAGCGCUUCAUGGCGGCAAAGAAAAGAGCUAAAGGGGCCCUGACGGCUGGUUGCAAGGACCGGAAGGAGAUCCGUGCCUGUAACGUUCAUCCCUGCUAGGGGGGGGGGGGUACUGCUGAGCUAAAAGGAGGGGGAGGGGAGCGACGGGUUAAAUAUGUGAGGCGUCAAAAAUAUGGGUUUGUUUGAUGAAGGUGAUGGGAAAGCGUUUUGUGUACAGGGAGGUGAGGCGAGGGAGGAGAUGAUGGGCUAGUUUAACACUUAUUGGAGACAAGAUAUGAGUUUAGGUAAGAAGAGGCGAAGGGAGGAGAUGAUAAUGUGCUGUUUAGUAAAGCCAUUGUAGGCAUUUAGUUACCAGGGCUGACAUUUACUUUAGACUACAAUGGAAGUAUUAGAGAGUCACGUCUGUGUCCUGCAAAAAAACUAAAAAAACAACAAGAAACAAACAGUAGUUUUACAGUAGUUCUGCCAUUGAGGGUAAGGGGGCCAAAAUCUGCUUUGUAGUUUCUGAGAAUAAACAAUCCCCACGGGUCUGCUCGUAGCUGUAGUUCGCCAUUGAAAUGACAUACAGUAAUACAGUAAUACAACUGAAUAAACUUUCUUCUGAUUCGUACUCAUGUACAAAUAGCUGUUGAGAAUAGGUGUGAAGUAAUCUGUAAAUGACAACAAUGCAGAGGGUUCAUCUCCCAGAGGUGUAUUGGUGUGUUUUAUAGAUAUAUAUAUAUAUAUAUAUAUACACAUAUAUAGGAUAUUUUACUCAAGUCAAGAAGCGAUACUGCAAUAUAAAUAUACUCAACCCAGCAUUGAAAAGGGGCAAUUAAGUCAAAGUAGAGAUGUAGUGUUUCAACAGUAAGAAAGUACUCAAGUUAAUUGAACUAUUUUAAACACUGUUGGUCAGUUUAAUCCACUGAUUCCCAACCUGGGGUGGGAAGGGGUGUUAGACAUUUCUGUGAAGAACAUGAAAUUGUUAUUUGUAAAGUUUGGAUUAUUAUUUAAGAUAUAAACAGCAUAAAGGCACAACGAAGACCUGAACACAACAGAGCCUGUGUUGUUAGAAUUAUUUUACAUAAUGCAGAGAAAUGUAUUAAAAGGUUAGAAAAUUCACAGGAAAUAAUCUGCUCAAAAUUCAUCCUAAUCAACACAAUCACUUCACACUAUUUGGGUUGAUUGUACAGUGUACUGCUCUCGUUGUGUGUGUGUGUGUGUGUGUGUAACUUGGUACACAAUUCAGCAGUAAGCCAAACUCCAUUCAAUGGAGCUUUAUUGUGCAGCAUCGACGUACACGAAUCAAAUAAGAGUAAAACUAAAACAAACAGAAGGACACAAUGAGCAAGAUGCAUAUGAAUUACACACUACAAAUUUAACUUUAUGUAUCUCCUAUGCUUCUGUAGCAGUCAAACGUAUAGUGUAACAACAACUGGCUACGGAUACAAAAUUAACCUUUAGAAAUAUACUUAAGAAGAAAGUAUUACUAAAAUACUAUUUUGUGGUCCGUGCUAAACAAAUACUUACAGACUAUGCUUUCGAAGGCGUAAACACAUGAUGGAUGGCAGCGGAUGAUUUUCUGAGACGAUCUACCUAAAACUACCGCAUGUGGCGAACUUCCUGUUCCAUGUCAGAGUGCAUGUCAAAAUAAAUGCAAAUUAACAACACAACCUAAAGGGCCCACGAGGGGGCGCCAAUUCCCCAGUCCUGAGGGCAGAACAUACAGUUUAUCCUUUUUUUGUAUUCUGUUAUUGUUAUGAAUUGAAUAUAAUGUGAAAGAUCCAUAAUAUGUGUCACUAAGUCAGGGGUCAUCAGUUGAAUCACUGAUAAGGAAAAGCUUGGAAGUCAUUGGUUUAAUCAAUAGCUGAGCAUCAUAUUUAUAAACUCACUAUCAGUCGGAAAGGAAAUUAUUGGAACACAUUACAUUACAGUCAUUUAGCAGACGCUUUUAUACAAAGACCUACAAUUCAGAUGCUAUCACACCGUAGGCCCAGCUACGGGAGCAAUUUUGGGGUUAAGUGUCUUGCUCAAGGACACAUCAACAUGUGCCUAGCAGAGACGGAGCCCGGGAUCGAACCGCCGACCCUCUGAUUAAAGGACGGCCCUGCUUAGCCACAGUCGGCCCUUCCAAAUCAAAGAUAAUUUACUUCUAAGAUGAGUUUUUGGUCCACUACAGAGCAUUUGUAUGAAAAAGAGUAGUCAUUUUAAAAUCCCUUUCAACCAUAGUAUGGAUAAUUUUAAGUUGCAAACUGUCACCUUAUUGAGAAGAAAAAGCAUUAACUGAAGAUGUUGGAUAUUUAAUUUUUUUUGCAAGACAUAGACGCUCACACAGGAAGUCUCUAAAGACUGUUGUCUUGAUGGAUGUACUGUUUAUCUCCUAUCUAACCAACACUUAUAAAUGACUACUAUGUAAGUACUAAAACAACCACAUUCCCUAAUAGGCAGAUAUGUUUAAAUAGAGAUGUUUUUUACUGUUAAAAUUAGUCUUUAUAUACUGUACUGCUGUUGAUCUUGUCAUUUCAGCUGAUGUAGCAUUAAACCCGCGAUAGCGCUCACUCUCGUCGGCAGAUCUUCCGUUAGCAUGUGGUAUGUGAUUCCGUUUGGUUUGGACGUUAUGCUUUCUUUGCCGUAGAUGUUGUCUUAAAACACAUCGCUAUAAUGAUUGUGUCUGAAGAAAAACAGACGGAGACGAGCGUCCCACGCGUGUGUUCUCUGUGCUGCACUGGAUCUGGCUGCAAAAGCGGUUGUAUGGAAAAGAGUGUAGGACAGCUCAACACGCAGUAGACUGUUACUGGGGCUUUGGUUACAACACACUAUGUUUUCACGUGUUGUUUGUAUUGCGCCUUCCAUCGUGUUGCCACGAUCUGUAAAAUCUCUUCUUUUUUUUUAUGAUCAUCAUUUUUUUUCUGUUUUAUUAAGAAUGUCAUCACCAAAGUUCUAUUUUCUGUCGAUGUUCUCUUGACUUUAUUGCCUUCACACUUGUCUGUUUUCAGGCCUCUUUCUUGAUUUCGUUGCCUCUGUAUCACGUGACUAUUUUCUAAGAAACCACCUUUACAAUAAAAAGUAAAUUAAAAAAAUGUGAAAA
Molecule: messenger RNA, 5727 nt
Organism: Anarrhichthys ocellatus (wolf-eel)
Lineage: Eukaryota; Metazoa; Chordata; Actinopteri; Perciformes; Anarhichadidae
Product: spondin-1-like
Exons: 16
Coding region: 342-2759 (805 amino acids)
Biological process (GO): cell adhesion
Cellular component (GO): extracellular matrix
Source: RefSeq, a predicted model, not a curated record